Oryza brachyantha (malo sina) is the source of this 1198-nucleotide messenger RNA. Its product is annotated as 5'-deoxynucleotidase HDDC2. The record is from RefSeq and is a predicted model, not a curated record. NCBI's taxonomy places the organism in Eukaryota, Viridiplantae, Streptophyta, Magnoliopsida, Poales, Poaceae. Gene Ontology annotation, cellular component: cytoplasm. The transcript is spliced from 8 exons. Gene Ontology annotation, molecular function: 5'-deoxynucleotidase activity. Bases 74 to 886 code for a protein of 270 amino acids.
CGCCGCCUAUUCCUCCGGCGCUUCCAUUAAACCCCGUAGCCUCCCGAUCCAGCACCCUCGAGCCCUCUCUCCGAUGGCCGCGACCACGCGGCUGCCGGGCCCUCCGGGGCGCAGCGGCCUCCUACGCCGCGGCGCGCCGCCGCGGGGAAUCGUCCCCGCCUCGCUCUCCGCCGAGCGCCCGCCCCGGCGCAUCCUCGCGCCCGGCGUCCGCGCUGUCUCCGGGAGCCCUGGACCCGGCGGAUCGCCUGUCCCGAGGCGGCCGCCUGCGCCCGCCGACGCCGCGGCCGCGGCGCCGCCCUCGCCGGCGCCCUCCGCGGCGGCGUCCGCCUCCUCGGCCAUCGAUUUCCUCACCCUCUGCCAUCGCCUCAAGACCACUAAAAGGAAAGGCUGGAUAAACCAUAGCAUAAAGGGUCCUGAGUCCAUUGCUGAUCACAUGUACCGUAUGGCCCUUAUGGCUUUGAUUGCCGGUGACCUACCUGCUGUAGAUCGAGAGAGAUGUAUAAAAAUCGCUAUUGUGCAUGACAUUGCUGAAGCUAUUGUUGGUGACAUUACUCCAUCCGACGGUAUACCUAAAGCGGAAAAAAGCCGCCGUGAACAAAAGGCUCUAAAUGAAAUGUGUGAAGUUCUUGGUGGAGGACCAAUAGCUGAUGAGAUCAAGGAGCUCUGGGAAGAAUAUGAAAAUAAUUCAUCCAUUGAAGCCAACCUUGUAAAGGAUUUUGAUAAAGUCGAAAUGAUUCUUCAAGCUCUAGAAUACGAGAAAGAACAUGGCAAAGUGUUAGAUGAGUUCUUCCUCUCGACUGCCGGCAAGUUCCAGACAGAGAUCGGCAAGAGCUGGGCUGCCGAAGUGAAUGCAAGGAGAAAACAAAGAUGCGAAAAACAGAAGUAGAAGUGGCUAGCCCUAUGUUUGAUUGCUUUAUGUAGCCUUGCUGCAAAGUGCCGUCAUGACGGGGUGGUGUGAAGAGUUUCAGGGUCCAGACUCCAGAGCCAACUUCAAUAUUAAUUUGACUGUUGCAGACUUGGUAGGAAAUAGUACUGUCCAAAACAAAGGAUCUGAGCCUGUCCAGAGUUAAGGGGCUGAAUUUGCUCUCAGAUUCGCAGUACUUACUGAGCAAUUGCUGUAUACCCCUAAUAAUUAGGGAUCCAAGGAGUUUACAUGAACUCGGGUAAUAAUAAAGUAAUAAUAAUAAUAGCUUAUUUC